Molecule: messenger RNA, 1992 nt
Organism: Pungitius pungitius (ninespine stickleback)
Lineage: Eukaryota; Metazoa; Chordata; Actinopteri; Perciformes; Gasterosteidae
Gene: cinp
Product: cyclin dependent kinase 2 interacting protein
Exons: 5
Coding region: 185-823 (212 amino acids)
Source: RefSeq, a predicted model, not a curated record
GUCUCCUGUCGCAUCACAACACGUAGCUUAGUGUUAGAUGGGUCGGAUUCCCAAACACCGCGUGGUGUUUUCCUAACUCCUCAUGAACUCUCCUAACCAUCUUCCCUGGACCCCAUGACGUUUCUCACUUUCCCACGUGAGAGCGAGAGCUACUAAAGCACAACAAAGUGCACAGGAGGAUCUGAUGGAAGGUGACAUCACUGUGACCCAAGCCAACAGGAAGUUACCUGCUGUUACAGGAACAACCCGAAGAAUCAAAGAUAACGCAGCUGACUGGCACAACCUGAUGGCGAGGUGGGAAAAACUCAAUGAGGACGGAUUCAACGUGGCAGGGAGCAUAGUGGCCAUCACACUGACACGUCCCCAGAGUGAUCAGCUGCUGGGAGUGGACGAGUCUUCAUCCCCUUCAUCACCUUCACCACCAUCACCUGCGUCAGGUGGAGCUGCAAAGCUGCAAGAUGAAUGCUGCAAGCUGCAGGAGGUCAUUGACAAAAUGGUGGUCGUGGUGAAGAAGAUGGAACGUCUUACAGCACUGCAGCAAGGAGUUCAAGAUCUGGAGGAGUUUCAGUUUGGACUUGAAGGAAGAAAGUUGUUUCACAGCUGGAACGCCAAACACUUCAAAGACUCGUCUUGUGUGCUGUUGGAAUCCUUCAGUCAGGAGCUGAAGCUGAAGCAGACCAUCCUGCAGCAACUCGCCCACACGGCAACCUCUGACCUCAGCAUGGUCUAUAUGUCCUGCUGGCUGCAUCAGCCCUUCAUCACACCCCAGACCAGACUCACCCUGGAGGCUGUGCUUUUGGAGACAGGACACCACCCUCUUUGAUGUGUUUGGUCCUCCAGGUUCAUGUGACGCUGUCAGGCUCAGCUCUGAGGGACCUUCUUGUUGCUCAAACAGGUAGAGAGAUAUGUAGGUGCUCUGAAGAUCAGCUGAUGGUCCCUUCAAAGUCCGUUGGACAUACGAGUGGAGCGGCGUUAUCCGAAUGUUUCAGAUCAGUUUCAUAAGCCUGAAUUCAAUGUGUAUGUUACAGUUGUAUAAUUCAAAUUAAAUCCUGUUCUCAGUUGUAACCCGAAACCAGACUUUGUCUUCCCAAGAAAACAUUAAUAAUCUUUGCUGUCCUGCUCCUAAAUGGUGGAAGGAGCUCUGUGAUGACAUCAGGACCACAGAGAGCCUUCACCUCUUCAGACUAAACACUAACACACUGUAGACCUUAAACUGGACUCAUAAUGGAUCUGAUCUAGAACUAGUUGUACAUCGGCUUAUUUGAUGAAAUUACACUUUGUUGGUUCUUGUUCUUCUGAGUAUCUCUAUGGUUGAAAUGCACUUAUUGUGAGUCCCUUUGGAUAAAAGCCUCAGAUAAAUGACGUGUAAUGUAAGAAUAUUUUUGGUUUCUUCUGAAAACUGCAUUUUUCCUUUCAACAUUGACGCAGACGUUAUAAUGACGUACUUGAGUUGAUACUUAUGAGGAUCCAGGGCAGCAGGCUUAGAUAGUUCACAAGGAGCCUUAGAACCAAAGCAGGGGAACAGCUGCAGGCACCCAAAGGUGACGAAGACCAAAUAGAGGACACAGCUCUCAAUGUGCUCCUACAAGCUGUUAGAAAUAACCUUGAAACCUUGUAUUCCUGCAAUGUUUCCUCCCACAGAACUCCUCGAGGUACAAGGUCAUAAAACCUUAUUUGACUGGGUUAGGGUUAGACCCCCCAGCAGACCUGCAGUCCUCCUUGGUACCAAGUGGAUUUACAAAGCUCCAACAAGUUGUUUAUGGCCAAUCAAUGAGCAGCACUGGUUUAGAUCCCUGCUGUCCACACCCUCACAUCUGGAGAAGAUGUGUUCCACCACAGGGGUCUGCAGAAGACCUCGAUGCCUCUGGCGUCAAGCUGGGUCUCCUCCAUCAACGAGGGUCCGGGCCUCUCCUGCCCCCUGCCCCCCCCCCCCCGAAAGCUGUUCUCUGGAUUCAUUAAAGCUUCCUCUUGAGAAAUCACAACACCGAUGAG